AUGCAUCAGGAAGUGGAAAUUCAACCCCCGGUAUUCUUUUCCCUCGCAUCGGGCGCAGUCCUCCCACGUCCUAUUGCAGAGCUUGCCAUCUACAUGGUUGGCUCGGAUACUUUGGGGGAUCAGCACUGCUGUCCUACCUAUUUAAACCACAAUGGUAACUCUGCCGGCACCCAUGACGGUGGUCCAUUCGCCACUUCACAUCCCUUGGAUGACCAGACCAGCAUACAGAUGCAGGUAGUGCUGGGUCCCUCGUCAUUGUUGUCUGCACGUAUUCAGAGCGGAAUGUCCGUUCUGGUGAAGCCGGUUGCGGCGUUGUCAGUGAGAAACCUGGCCAGUGCUUUCUACCACUUGGCUGCUGGCUGGUUCAUGCGUAUCAUCUACAGCCUAGCGCUCGGUGAGGGCGCAUGA
Molecule: messenger RNA, 408 nt
Organism: Exophiala bonariae
Lineage: Eukaryota; Fungi; Ascomycota; Eurotiomycetes; Chaetothyriales; Herpotrichiellaceae
Exons: 1
Coding region: 1-408 (135 amino acids)
Source: RefSeq, a predicted model, not a curated record